Molecule: messenger RNA, 744 nt
Organism: Verticillium dahliae VdLs.17
Lineage: Eukaryota; Fungi; Ascomycota; Sordariomycetes; Glomerellales; Plectosphaerellaceae
Product: peptidyl-prolyl cis-trans isomerase
Exons: 4
Coding region: 1-549 (182 amino acids)
Biological process (GO): protein folding; protein peptidyl-prolyl isomerization
Molecular function (GO): peptidyl-prolyl cis-trans isomerase activity
Source: RefSeq, a predicted model, not a curated record
AUGCCUGGUCCUCAGGUUUACUUCGACAUCGAGUGGGAGGGUCCCAAGGUCGACAGCAACGGCCGUGCCUCCGGUGCUGCUGAGCAGCAGAGCGGCCGCAUCACCUUCAACCUCUUCUACGACAUUGUCCCCAAGACUGCCGAGAACUUCCGUGCUCUCUGCACUGGUGAGAAGGGUUUCGGCUACCAGGGCUCUUCCUUCCACCGCAUCAUCCCUGAGUUCAUGCUCCAGGGUGGUGACUUUACUCGUGGCAACGGCACCGGCGGCAAGUCCAUCUACGGCGAGAAGUUCGCCGACGAGAACUUCCAGCUGAAGCACGACAAGCCCGGUCUGCUGUCCAUGGCCAACGCCGGCCCCAACACCAAUGGCUCCCAGUUCUUCGUCACCACCGUUGUCACCUCGUGGCUCAACGGCCGUCACGUCGUCUUCGGCGAGGUCGCUGACGCUUCCUCCCUGAACAUCGUGAAGGCUCUUGAGGCUACUGGCUCCCAGAGCGGUACCGUCAAGUACCCUAAGCGCGCCACCAUCGUCAAGUCCGGCCAGCUGUAAAGGGUGUCCCUCGACGAAACAUUGUACUCGAAUCUUCCCUUUUCUCUCUCAGUGUGAGUGGCAGGAAAGUAGGUAGGCGGGUAGUAUGCUGAAGUAGUUGCGGAAUGUGCGGUGCCUUGGCAGAUGACGUCGAUAAGCCAGGCUAGGUAGCUAGGUCAAGACGCAAAAGUUAUAGCACUAUCACCACCAAUCUUU